AAAAAUUUAUUAAAAUGUGUAUCGAUUCAUAUUCGAUUUUAACUCGGGCACCCCAUUUUUGUUGGAUUUGAUUACGGCUUUGAAAGUAUAAACUGUAUUUAGAAAUAAACUUUCCUAAUAAAGCAUGGGCAAAACAAGAUGUGAGACACUUUAACUUCUUCACGCUUCAUUGUAAACUGUUUAUAAUGAUGCCACAAGCUGUUGUAUUAAUGGAAUAUUGCCAGAAAUCAAUCGAUGCUCACUCAAAUGCUUAUCAAAAAGUUACAAAAGAAAAACUGUUUUGUCGCGAAGAAGUAGUAAGUCUAAAACCCUUGCUUUCAAUUAACAGAUAUCAGCUUUUAAUGUCAGGAAUCUGUAAAAGAAAUCUUGUAAAAAGUCGGAAAUAAACGUUUUUAGUGAGUAAAGAAAAAAAUUGCGGUAUUGACAUAAAAAUUGCUAGUGUGGUGUUGAAUAAAAAUUGGGAAUUUUAUUCAAAAUUAGCCAAAUUCUCGAGAAAUCGAGGAUCGCUGUGCCUAUUGUUGAAGAUCGUAAUGCUUAUAGUUGGAGUUAAUGUCCUUAACUUUUCUCAAACGGAUAUUUUCUAUAUAGUCUGCUGUAACAUAAAUGGAGUUCAAAAUACUAGGAGAAAUUUGUUCUUUAUACGUCAUAAUAAAUCUUAAAUUUAUAGCCUAUACUAUAUUUGCCGGGGAUUUUUAGUUGUUCGAUGUAGUGAGAGCGGAAUUGAAUUGAGAAUUUCCUGUGUUAUCUUGUAAUAUUUAGUAAUUUUCAAAUGUUAAUGAUAAUUACGAAUGUGCAAUAUUCACAUAUGACAAGAUUAUUACAAAAGUGGAUAAAUUUUAAAAAUAUAUAACUAUAUUACUUUUAAAAUCAGUGAUAUAUGUAGAUAACAAUGCGAUGAUUGUAACUUAAACACGCACGCAGCAAACAUUUUCGAAAAUGAAGAAAGUCACAUGUUUGGUUUAUUUCAUUUUUACUAGCAAAAUCGUUGAGUCAGACAUUCCACAAAUAAAAUACAUUCGAGUAAUUUAUUUGAUCUCUAUUCUUCUGUAUAUCCGACCCUCUACGAUUUAUUUUUUGUGAAUUGAUCGACGAUGAAAGGAACGUUGUUUUUCGACAUACCACCGAAAUUAAUAUUUGUAUUAAUUUAUCUGUGCUCAUCCGUCUUAUCGGAUUGUCCGGCUCUAUAUAAACGUUACAGCCACGAACACACAUUCUGUAAAACGAAAAAUCAAAAAUGUCAUGUUAAAAAAUGGGGAGUGUCCGAAGACGAUCGAGAAAUCAUAAUUGAUUUACAUAACAAGGUAAGAAACAACAUCGCUAUCGGAAAGGACCAGUCUGGAAGACUUCCCGCUGCCGGAGAUAUGUUAGAAAUGGAAUGGGAUGACGAAUUAGCUCAGAUUGCACAGAAGCUUGCAGACCAAUGUGUCUUCAAGCACGAUUGCGAUGAUUGCAGAAAAGUCGAGAACUUCGACGUAGGACAAAACAUAUAUACUUCAACAAUCACUGCAGUCAAACCGCCCGAGUCAUUUUGGGUGGAUGCCAUACGCUCUUGGUACAGCGAAAUAUAUAGAUUCACCCCGGAUUUCAUAAAACCUUUCACCAGUGAUCAUGCCACUGGCCAUUUCACUCAGCUGGCGUGGUCUACAACGUGGCGAGUGGGUUGUGGAUACGUUCUGUACGAGAAGAGAAGAGACAGCUGGACGCAACUAUACGUUUGUAAUUACGGUCCGGCAGGCAACAUCGACGAUUCUGAAAUGUAUAAAGUAGGUAAACCGUGCGACAAAUGUCCGGGUAAUACUUGUUGCGGAGCUCAUUGCAAGACGAGGAAACCCAGUUCUUAUUUGGGAUUAUGCAAGGUUCUCAAUGGAAGGGGUCCAGAUUUCGACGAAACCGAUUUUGGCAAUUUCAUCUUUAAUUGCGAUUUUAGACCGGAAUCUUCGUCGGAUUGUAACUCCAAAGUGGAAGGAUCCAACAAAUGGCAAACUAGACAGAUUAUAUCCGAUGUGUACAAAACUGUAGUUUUAAACGGAGGAGAAAGCAGCUCUUUGAAAUUUUCUAGCAACAUUCAGUCUAAAAACGGUUUCUGUUUAACUGUAUCGUUUCGAAAAGGACCCAACGUGGCCGGGACGAAAAGCGAUAGUAAAUUCGACCUUCAGUUAGAAAGAAGAGGAUCCCCUCCUCUGUCUUUCGAAUUGGAUUCCGAAGGAAAUCAAUGGCUUCCGUACAGCAUGGGAAUACCUAUGAACCAACCCAUGCAGAUUAACCUGAAGUUCAGCGUUCCGAAAGGAUCACCCGCGCAAUAUUUAGAUGUAAAUUACGUUCGAGCGCGACCCGGAGUCUGCAAGUAGAUGGCAUUUACGUCUACGAAAAUACUCGGAAGCCGUUUAUGCACGACAGUUAAUUAUAUUUACCGGCAUUUAAUUAAGUUGUAAACGUUCUUUAACAGUUUCGGAUCCCGUAAUAAAAGUUUUGUUAAUCGAUUAACGACGUUUCGUACGUAAAUUAAAAGUUACGCCAGAACGCGAUCGCUUCUUUUAUCUAUUUAAUUCUAUCAGAGAUUUAUAAAUUGUAAAAUGUAACAAUAACAAACGUAUACUUACCUGGGUUGAGGUCGCGGCUAGUAAAAAAACCGGUUUUUUAGGUUAUUGCCGUUCAUAAUCAUCACCGACAUUUAGAUGAUAGAGCUAAUGCUGCCAGGCAGGUAGGAAGAAGUGGUUGCUUCAUACAUACUGGUGUGAGGUUUUCUCCGUAUCUGUCCUAUUAUUGGCAUAGAAGAUAAAUUGGGAAUGGAGAGGUAGACCCGAAGAUUUCGAUAACGAAAUUAGACUGGAAGAAACAUGACUCGUUUUAUAUUAUUCAGUUUAUGUUUUUGUUUUGUCGUCGUCUCCGCUUUUAGUUCCGGAAUACCGAUUUGGGAACUGCUUCAAUACGAAGAGAAGUUGGGACGCCUUCUUUACGUUUUUGUCCAUAUUGUGGAAAAAUGUUGCAAAAAUUUGGAUAUCAGCGAUUGUCGCAAAACUAUCAUCAUGGAUGGCGUGUCUAAUUUAUUAAACAAAACAGAAGAAAAUUUGGAUUUCUUAGAUCCAUAUCAAAAAAACGGACACAUACUCAUUUGGGAAGCAGCAACAAAAUCUAAAUAUAAGUGUAUUGCAAUAUUAGGAAAAAAUGGAAGUCAUAUUUUANU
This is a messenger RNA of Centruroides sculpturatus (bark scorpion), 3184 nucleotides long. Its product is annotated as venom allergen 5-like. The transcript is spliced from 11 exons. Gene Ontology annotation, cellular component: extracellular region. NCBI's taxonomy places the organism in Eukaryota, Metazoa, Arthropoda, Arachnida, Scorpiones, Buthidae. Bases 1092 to 2348 code for a protein of 418 amino acids. The record is from RefSeq and is a predicted model, not a curated record.